Molecule: messenger RNA, 2930 nt
Organism: Glossina fuscipes
Lineage: Eukaryota; Metazoa; Arthropoda; Insecta; Diptera; Glossinidae
Exons: 4
Coding region: 71-2641 (856 amino acids)
Source: RefSeq, a predicted model, not a curated record
UUUAUUUACAUUAGUAUAUAUAUUAUUUAUAUUAUUAUACACGUUAUUUAAUAUAUUAUUAUAUAAUAAAAUGGUCUUCAUACCUGACGCACUCUUCAGCGAAGAAUUGAAAAGUUGUCCAGAGUUGUGGGGUCUGGGAAAGGGAUAUGUUUCUUGGAAAAACAAUGGUAGUAGGUUAGCUAACAUACUCACAAAAAAAACAGGUACACUUAUAACAGUGGAAGACGUUAAACGAAAAUGGAAAAAUGUCAGAACGUAUCUAAAACGAUUGGAAAACACGGAGGGAACAAGGUUUACGGGUAUGGGCGCGUAUGUGUGGUACGCGCAUCAAUUAGGAUUGGAACGUACUGUCGCUAGAAUUACCAAACAAAUUUUAGCGGACGGGGAAGUACCAGUAGAAGUAGGUUGUGAGGAAAUAAAAGUAAAAGAAGAAGUACAGAUGGACACAGAUUACGAAGAAUUUUUACGGUUUGACGAAAUGGACAACAGAUUAUCACAGGAAAAAGUGACAGGGGAACAAACGGAUUUACAGACGAAUGAACGACUAUUUAGCAUAGAAAGCCCCAACAUUAUGGAUUAUAGUUAUAAUGUAAAUAGAUACAAAAAUGAUAUAGACGACGAGAAAGCGAUAACAUCGAAUAGAAUUACCACACAAAUUUUAGCGGAGGGAGAAGUACCAGUAGAAGUAGAUUUUGAGGAAAUAAAAAUAAAAGAAGAAGUACAGAUAGACACAGAUUACGAAGAUUUUUUACGGUUUGACGAAAUGGACAACAGAUUUUCACAGGAAAAAGUGACAGGGGAACAAACGGAUGUACAGAGGAAUGAACGACCAUCUAGAAUAGAAAGCCCCGAUGUAAUGGGUUAUAGUUAUAAUGUAAAUAGAUACAAAAAUGAUAAAGACGACGAGAAAGCGACAACAUCGGCGGCUGCAGCACGGGGGAGGAAGGAUCGACGCUUUGAACCCGCCGUAACCCCAGACGAAAGCCAGGAAGUGGAAGAAGCUCAAAGAGUGGUGCCGGACAUUGAGGCACUGCGAGGGGUCGUGAGGAAAUUAACUCCUCACGACAAAAUCGUACAACUACACUUCAAUGAAGUGUAUACCGGCCUAAGGUCAGCAUAUACUCGAUCCGAGGACAAGCUGUAUGGACGCGGGUACAUUCUAAACCAAGAAUUAGCGGAGACGAAAGAGUACCGGACGGUACUCGUUUUCGGAGUACGCAGUAUAUUGACGGCGUUCAACAUGCUACUCAGCGCCUAUCCUAUCAUCCGCCACAAAGGGAAUCCAGAACUAUUAGAGGAAAAUUUAAGAAUCGCGGAGGAGAUCGGACUGGAAGUAAAAGCGGUGGUCUGCGACAGGAGCGGCCAAAAUCACAAGGCAAUUAGGAUUUUCGCAAGCGGCGAAUUUAAAAGGCAACGUGCGGAUGGCAGCAAGUAUAUAGUCGUACACAUGUACGACUAUAUACACAUCCUGGAAGCAUUCCGCCAGAAAGCGAUUACAUUAAACCGACGAUAUGACGCCGCAAUUGUCACCAAAGUAGCUGCGCAGAACGCGCCCAUCUGGGGACACUGGGAGACGAGAGGCGCCAGCUUGUUAAUCACCUCACCUAGAAAUUUAGUAGAAACAGUCCAAUUUUUCACACCAGCAAUGCCAGCAAUGUUGGAAAUAGCAAUUCAACGAGGAAUCAUUGGUAGUGCCAUAGAAGUUAGGACGUACGAACUCUUCGCUGCUAUGACAAAAUUUAACAAAAUUUUUCACAGCGGCAAAAUCAACAGCACCAAUUGGCAGGCCCAAAGAGCGGUGCUAGAAGAAGUUAGAGAACAUCUCAGUUCCGCCCUUGAGGCGGACCUGCUAGCGGGCGAAACCGUGCAAACAAUGAAUAGAUUUAUAAAAUUAAUGGACGGGCUGCUGGAGGCUUAUCCUGGCAUAACUAUCCAUUCCUACAGGGUAAGCCAAGAUCUACUGGAACGUUUCUUCUGCAAGGUAGCUCCAAACAAGAGAAAUCUUACCAGACCGGCGACACAAAUAAUGAAGCUGAUCAACCGCCUAAUUAAAUUACAAAUACAAUUUUGGGGCAGCGGACAGUCUACCACCAAUGAUUACCAUCUUAUAGAGUUGAUGGAUUACACGAUGGAAGACCAGGCCGAAGAAGAGUUCCUGCCAUUCGGCCUGGAUGGGGUGAUAUUCGACGACGUAGUCACCGGACAAGUAACUAGAAAAGAGGAAGGAUACAUCUGGCUGCUCACGGGCUACGGAAUAGCUCAGUACAUACGUGAACAUCUGCGUUGUCAAGCCUGCCUGAAAGACCUCACGCUAAGAAAAGAAGAUGCAAAUGACCCGAGAGACGUUGUCAUCGCAGCCCACAAAUAUCUGGAACCCGAAUUCGCAAAGCCUAAAGUUUAUGACGCAUUUCAUAACGCCUGCGACAUAUACAAGUUCGUGAUACUGAACCAUAUGGUCGAAGCAAACAUCGGCAAGCGCCUGCAGGCAACAAUAGUAGCACGGCUUGCCUUCUUCAGGGAGGCAAGCUCCUGUCCCGACGGAAGAAACCACCGAACAAAUCUGCUAGGCUUCAUCAUCAAUUUGCUGCUGAUUGGAGAUAACUGGGUACAAGAAACUGUUACCAAUGUGUCAUCAUUUUGAAGGAAAACCAGAAAAGUGGAGAAUGCAAAAGUAUCCGCCCACCAUACUCUCCGUUCAAGUAUAGGAAAAUUGUGCUUUAAAUACAGCAAAGAUAAAAAGACAAGUAUAAGCCAUUCUAUGCCGCUUAAAUGCCGCCUAUUACCUAUUUUAGAUUACAAUAAAAAUCAAAUCCAGUUAUCUGGUCGCCGCCUCAUACCGAUGAAAAUUCGCUACAUGCCAAAGAUUAAAAAAUAAGAAUACGCCUCCACGCAUCGCUUCAGCAAAACGCCAUACUUACGUAGGCUAAAUG